This is a messenger RNA of Diaporthe citri, 867 nucleotides long. RefSeq lists its product as uncharacterized. The transcript has 2 exons. The record is from RefSeq and is a predicted model, not a curated record. The coding region runs from base 1 to 867 and encodes 288 amino acids. NCBI's taxonomy places the organism in Eukaryota, Fungi, Ascomycota, Sordariomycetes, Diaporthales, Diaporthaceae.
AUGCCUAUUGAGCCCCUCAGCAUCACAGCGGCCGUCAUCGGUGUUGUUAGGUUGACUUACGACAGCUGCAAAUCUCUGAACGAGAAGUUGAAAGGCAUCAAGCACGCUCCGGAGAAACUCGAAACCCUUCAUCGCGACCUCGACACAUUCAAAACGAUUCUCAGUUCUCAAGGCGAGGCAAGCUUUAGCGGCCUCGAGGAUGUCGCUCUCACAUCAAACCAGCAAGCGAGUCUAAAGGCACUGCUUACAGUCAUGGAAGGCUGUCGAACGGUCUGUGAAGCUUUCGAGAAGAAGCUCAGCCAUCUUACAUCACACUCUGACGAGAACCGGAUCGCUCUGCGUGAUCGAAUACGCCUCCACUUCAACGACAGCGAGAUUGGGCUGCUAAAAGAAAAUCUGGCACAGAGCCAGAGGACUCUGAAUGAUGCUUUAGGGUUCGCAAACCUGAGCACGACACGCAAAAGCCAACAGGUCAUCGACGAGCUCGCAUCCACGUACGCGCAGUCAAUGAGUGAUAUUGGGGGGAGAAUACAGGGCCUAGAGGUCGCAAUGCAGGCGUUUUCCGUGGCUUCUGCUAGUGUCGCCAACGAAGACGUGGCGAAGGUGGCUUCGACUCUGGAAAGACAUGAACAGAUGUUGAAGACUUGCCUCCGGGUUUACCAGCCGGCCCUCAAGGAGACCAGCACACUCGCUGGCACAACGGUGAAAUAUCAGAACACUUAUGAUAAUGCGAGGCUGAUGACUGGCGACAUUGACUAUACAGGAGAGGCAUUACCUGUCUCUGUUGGUAACGCAGAAGCAAGGGGCCAGUCGCGUAUGUUCACGGGGCACAUGUCUAGUCAGGCUGCAGAGAACUUUUGGAAAUAA